UGUUCAGCUUCUCCCACUUCCAGUCUAGUGUUCUGAUCAGUGGGUUGUUGAUUAUUGAUACAUGGGUGGUUAGGGUGGGUUCAGAACGAAGUCUUGUUUUUAAUUCCACAUUAGACCAAUAAGUUAUGAAAUCUUGGUGUUCUUUUUAUGCAAUAAAAGCUUUCUUUUUUCCACCAUUACCUUACACAUCAUGUAAUGUGGAAUUAGUCUUUUGGUAAUUAAGCUUCCUUAGGAUAUAUGCCUCGUGCUGUUCUUCGGGUUUCCCUUGAUUCAUCUGGAAUAUUACGCCCAGAAGAGGAAGACCAGAGAUAAACAUUAGCUUUUUUCUUUGUUUUUAGUUGUCUCUGGCUACUCAGCACAUUUUAUACAUCCUGAAACCCAUUGUCUACUAACAAAAGAACUCCUUGGAAAAAGCCAACCCCAUUUAUCUCCUUACAUGGUCUCUUCAUCCUCUGCGGCAUGAGAGAAAGCUUUGAUGCUGCGAAGCUUUGGAAGUGCAAUGCACUGGAAAGCGCCAGUGCCCAGUAGUUCCUAAGCAAAGAGAAUUCAGUCGUACUCAGGCCAGAACUGUCUUCUCUCUCCACUUAAUUUUCUGCUUGUUCUAUUUGCUUUCUGUGCAUUUCCAUCACUUGUGUCUGCCUGAUAAGCCAUGUAACAGACAGCUCAUGCAGGAUGGUAAUGGGCUGAGGCAGGUAAUACCGUUCUACUUCUCAAUUCACAGACUGAAGAAAAAUAGCUCAAUUUUUUAAUAACAUUUGCUCCCUGUCCUUUGCAUGUGCAAGUUCUCCCUCUGGGUUGAGAGGAGAGUAGAGAUUUUUAAGAGAGUGAUAUAUUAUCCCUCUUCAUUCCUUUCAGUUUAUAAGGUUCAUAAGGCCAUUUAGCUUUCCAGUGCUUCUGCUUUGCUUUUCUUCUCCCUGCAGAAGAGUAUAAUUUUGCAUUAUCAAUGAACACCAGUCCAGACCUCAAAGGAAUGCAAUUUCCUGGGCUCAGGAAGGAAUCCAGAGGUUAUUUCAGCCGCAACAACAAGCUGUGAGCCUGUUUGGCAGCUGACGGAUCUGUUACUCAAAUUGGGGUGCCUGUUGCUGUCGCCAUCUUGCAUGCCAUGGGGAGCCCACCAGCCAAGAUGAAGGUCUGCCCCAUCCACAUGCUUUCUGUAAGAAUCAUUCAAGCUAAGAACAUCAAAUCAAGAGACCUGUUGACUGCAUCAGACUGCUAUGUGCGCUUGUGGCUGCCGUCUGCUUCAAAUCGAAAGCUUCAGACCAAAACCAUCAAGAAUUCUGACAACCCUAUCUGGAAUGAGACUUUCUACUUUAGGAUCCAGAGGGAAGUUGAGAACAUCUUAGAACUGGCAGUGUGUGAUGAAGAUCCACUCACCAAAGAUGACAUGCAGUUCACAGUUCUUUUUAAUGUUGCUAGAAUCAGACCAGGGGAGACAAUCCGUGAAACAUUUGCUUUGAAACCAGAGAGGGAGACAUGUACUAAGAAAUGGGAAAGCUUAGAAGUGGAAUUCUGGAUGGAAAGAAUUCCUGGCCCUCCAGAGCACAUAAUUACCAAUGAUGUCCUAGUGUCCCGUGAUGUCUGCUGCUUGGAAGUGCAAGUGGACAUUAAUGAAAGCAGGAAAUAUUUGAAAGAGGGUAAAAAUCUCGUGCUUACGGUGCCUGAAUCUCAUGAGAGAAUACAGAAAACUACAGAGGACACAGACACUUUCUACUUCCAUUGUGUGAAGGCUUGGGAGCCAGUUCUGAAAAUCAGGCUGCAGAAAGUUUCUGAUAAGGAAGAUGAGGAUAGCAAUUUAAGUGACACCUUAACAGUUCCACUGAAAUUUCUCCCUGUUGGAUAUAAAGUGAAAAUAACCCUUCCUGUAAGAAAUAAUGUGCCACUGUAUUUGUACCUCCAACUAAAUGAUUGCACAGAAAAACUAGAUGUGCGCUUAGGCUAUGAUUUAUGCCGAGAAGAACAAGAAUUCCUGCUAAAAAGGAAGAGAGUGGUUGCCAGUGCCCUGAAAAGGGUGCUUCAUCUGGAAAGAGAUCUGCAUGGACAUGAGGUCCCAGUAAUAGCUGUUAUGGCAACAGGCGGAGGCCUCAGAGCAAUGUCAGCUAUGUUUGGCCACCUCAUAGCUCUCCAGAAGCUCAAUCUGUUGGAUUGUGUUACCUACGUCACUGGGGCUUCUGGCUCGACAUGGACCCUAGCAGACCUGUAUGAGCAUGCUGACUGGUCACAAAAGUCUCUGGAGGGGCCACUUAAGGCAGUAAAAGAACAAGUGACAAAAUGCAAGCUCAACCUUAUGUCUAUAGAACAUCUGAAGUAUUAUCACAAGGAACUUGCUGAAAGAGCAAAAGCAGGACAUGUGUCAUCUUUUACAACUCUGUGGUCCCUUGUUCAGGAAAUGUUUUUACAUGAACGGCCAAGAAAGUACAAACUCACAGACCAGCGCAAAGCAUUGGAGCAUGGACAAAACCCAUUGCCUUUCUAUUCAGUCCUCAAUGUGAAAGAGGAAAAGUUCAGUACAUUCAGAUUUAGAGAGUGGGCAGAGUUCUCUCCUUACGAGGUGGCCAUACCAAAAUAUGGAGCCUCGAUUCCUUCAGAGUACUUUGACAGUGAGUUCUUCAUGGGAAGGCGAGUGAAGAAGCUGCCAGAAUCUCGGAUCUGCUAUCUGGAAGGUCUUUGGACAAACAUCUUUACUAGGAAUUUGCUGGAUGGCUUGUACUGGUCCUCAAAUUCAAAUGAAUUCUGGGAACGAUGGGCCAAAGAUAUGGUAGAUAUAGAAAAGCAUUCCCCUGAGGAAGACAUCACUGUCAUCAAGCCUCCUUCCUGCUUGUCAGGGAAGCUGUAUGAGAUGUUUCAGGACAUUAUGACCAAGCGUCCACUUCUGGGAAAGUCUCAUAACUUCCUGAGAGGCUUAGAAUUUCAUAAGGAUUAUAUCCGUCAGAGAAAGUUUAUUGAAUGGAAAGACUCUGUGCUGGACGCUUUCCCUAACAACCUGACACCGCUGCAGAAAUAUCUUUGCCUGAUAGAUGUUGGCUAUUUCAUCAACACCAGUGGUGCAGGGCUUUUCAAGCCAGAGAGGAAUGUAGAUGUCAUUAUCUCACUUGAUUAUGGAUUGGGGAAUGUGUUCAAGCAAUUAGAGAUGACUUACAAAUACUGCAAGAUACAAAAAAUCCCAUUCCCGAAAGUGGACAUAAGUAAAGAAGAAGAGAUGAACCCAAAGGAAUGUUACGUGUUUUCGGAUGCAGAGGACCCCAGAGCACCCAUAGUAAUCCAUUUCCCCCUGGUGAAUGAUACCUUUAAGGAAUUCAAGGAGCCUGGGGUAAAGCGCUCUCUCUCAGAGAUGGAGGAAGGCAAAGUGAAUCUGAAUAACAGCUGCUCACCCUAUUACCUCAUUAGGCUAAUCUACUCCUCUGAAAACUUUGACAAGCUUGUGAACCUGAGCACCUACAACAUCCUCAAUAACAAAGACCUGCUCCUCCAGACAAUCCGGAGUGCUGUAGAACGGAGGAGAAGCAGCAGGACUUGGAAUCUCCCCAGCUACUCUAGAGCUGGAUACCGCUAGGCUGGGUUUUUGCACUGUUCCCCACUGAAGGCUACAACAGUCACACUACAACACAUCACAGUCACAUUACAACAUGUCAUAGUCACAUUACAACACAUCACAGUGUUCAUUAUUUGCAAGAAACUGAGGAAACCUGUACAUUUCUCAUCUUGCCUUGUUCAAGUUCCUGGCUUUCAAAGGGGUUUAUUUAGGCUCCUUCCCCCAAGCUUUCAGACCACAGGAGCUUCACACUGUGGUCUUACUUGUUAAGAGAUGAGGGUCCUGGUUAGCAGAGAUCUUCCAGGAUCUCCCUGAUGUUAUAGAUAUGGUGGUGGUGAUAGUGAUAGUUCUUAAGAGCCUGUCACCUCAAUCCUGAGCCUAUUGUCGGUGUCUUUUCAAUGCUUGGUUACAAAGCAAGUCCUGGCCAUUUGCAUUCAGUGAUGUCCAGAUUUUCAGACGGGCUGAGCAACUAGAAUUUGCACUGAAUUGGUGGGCUCAGCUUUGAAGUCAGGCCAAAGAGUCAUAUUUAUCUGUGAACAACGGCCAAACUGCAACGUGAGCAAUUGCAUCCUGUCUGGCCGAUUACCUUUGCUGAUUUAGAAAUUAUUCCUUUUUUCCAUUCCUCUGCAAGAGCUUGGCACAGAAACACUGCUCCAGACUGCCAUGAGGGGGGCAGUUACAUUUCAAGGAGAGAGGACAUUACCUACAGAGAGUGAGUACGGUGCUUUUGAGCAUUGGCUGGAGGAAAAAUUCCGCACAAGGCACAAGUGAUUAUAUUAAUUUAUAUGGGUAGUGCCUUUAUGCAUCAGAAUGUCAAAAGCCUGAAACAAGCUUUUGAUACCAGAAAUUCAAGGGGAGUUAUUAUCAUAGACUCAAGUACAGUUAAUUUAAUAAAACAUAAGCUAGUGCUUCUUAUGUAUGUCAACUGAAUGUAGGAUAACAUAACUCACAGAGUGCACAGCCAUUGUAUUUUCACACCCAGAAGAUUUUUUCCUGUUACAGUCUUCUACCCCUAACAUCAUAGGCAAGGUAUUUUUAAUAGGUGCUACACUAAAAUAGAGCACAAAUAAGGAAAAGGAAAUUCUUUAUCACACCUUUUUGCUGGAGGAAAAUGUUUGGAAAAAUGACACCUGGUUUUCAUUUGCUUUGGAGCGCAAUGAGAGAUUUUGCAUUGAACUAGGAGCCUGGAACAUCUUAAUAGCCCUCCAGAAUCUGAAAGGAAAGGAUGCUGAGCAGCAUAAAACAGCUCCACAGAAGUCAAGGAAGUUUCCAGACUUCCUAGCACUGAAGGAUUUAGACCUGUUUCUGGCUUAUUUAAUCCAAACACAGCAUAUUCAUUGGGAUCUCCAAGGAAAAUCUUAUACAUUUCUUCUCUGUUGGAAAUUUACUUCAUAUCUAGAAUUGGUUUUGUUGAAAUCCAAAAUUAGACCAAGAAAGAGAAAUGGAGCCCUGCCUUUUUGGUAUAUGUAGGCAGUAUUCAAGCUCUGAGGGAGAGCAUUUAUGAAAGGCUUCAUUGACUGAACCCUGCAUCUACUAAACGCUGCUUCUGCUGCAAGCAAUGUCAAUGAAUAUGUCCCAGCAAGAUUCUUUGUGCAAUGCUUAUUUACUAAGGAAUACUAUGUGGAACCUGAGGAGUCUUAACAGCUGGAAUGCAACUGGACAACUGAAUUCAGGCCAUAAGAACUAAUUGGAUACUGUCUGCAAGAGAAUAGUAGCCAUUUUGAGUUGAAAGAUGAGAUGGCAGCAGGCAGCUAUCUCAGGAGAGACAAUCCUACGGGCAGGAUCUGUUACCUUCCUGUAGGAGAGCAGUACAUUCUGACACAGUAUGCUGUGAUGCAGAUAGAU
Pezoporus occidentalis (night parrot) is the source of this 5374-nucleotide messenger RNA. RefSeq names its product cytosolic phospholipase A2 beta-like. Gene Ontology annotation, cellular component: cytosol. The transcript is spliced from 21 exons. Lineage: Eukaryota; Metazoa; Chordata; Aves; Psittaciformes; Psittacidae. The record is from RefSeq and is a predicted model, not a curated record. Gene Ontology annotation, molecular function: calcium ion binding; calcium-dependent phospholipid binding. Gene Ontology annotation, biological process: glycerophospholipid catabolic process. The coding region runs from base 1103 to 3550 and encodes 815 amino acids.